Messenger RNA from Eimeria acervulina, 1902 nucleotides. RefSeq lists its product as hypothetical. Gene Ontology annotation, molecular function: protein binding; nuclear import signal receptor activity. Gene Ontology annotation, cellular component: nucleus. Bases 1 to 1902 code for a protein of 633 amino acids. Lineage: Eukaryota; Apicomplexa; Conoidasida; Eucoccidiorida; Eimeriidae. The record is from RefSeq and is a predicted model, not a curated record. Gene Ontology annotation, biological process: NLS-bearing protein import into nucleus. The transcript has 3 exons.
AUGGGGUUCAGUCCCCCGGCCCCCUCCCCGGGGAACGAACCGCAAGUUCCUCCCGCAUCGUCUUCCAGCUUGUUUAUUCAGUCGCGUCCAGCUUUUGAACCGGAUGCGGCUGCAGGAAAUGCAGCGGCGUCCCUCGUAGGCCUUCAGAGCCUGCAGCAAUCCCCGCCUCAGGAAGCCCUUAGCGCAGAGUCACAGCAAGACAUGCAGGAGGAGAUGCAGACGGGGCCUGAGAGGGGGAAGGAGGAACCGACCCAAAUGGCGUCUCCAGCGUCUGCAACUAGCGCGUUUAAUGAUGCAUGUGCAGCAACCGCUUCUCUGGAGAAUGCUUUGGACAGCCUCGUGAGCCAGCUGGGAAACUCCUCCUUGACGUAUGACAACGGCGUCCGCAUGAUGACAAACUUGAAGUCCCGAGACAUUGCGCUGCGGCUCGAGGCAACACAAGCGUACCGCAGGUCUCUUAGCAGCCGACAGGAGGGAGCAGUUGUCAAUGCUGGCGGCGCUUCCUCCAUAGGCACUUUGCCCAGCGGUGCAGAUUUGCGGAGCGGUCUGUUGUUGGACAUUUCUAUCGAUGAGUUCGUGGAAAUGAACCUGGUGGCGCAUGUCGUUGAGUCAUUGCGCAUGCCGCAUCCACACCUGCAGCUUGAAUCAAUCCUGCUCCUGCAGCGGCUGUGCCGCGGGACCUUCGCGCAGACUUUGCGCGUUGUCUCCUCGAGUUUGUUGGAUGCCGUAGUGGACAUCCUCAAGAAGCUCACUCUUGAUUCUCCGGGUGGUGUGGAGCUGCGCGUGGCCAUCUUUUCUUUCUUGACGAAAAUUGCCCUGGACUUCAAGCACGAGAAGGACUUGUCGCUUGUGCGCAGGCCGUUAGUGCUUCCAGCUGUUCUCCGUUGUGCAAAUCUACACCUCGGCGUCGAGGCGGUUAGAUGUGUAGAAGCCCUCGUACACCCUCGUUUCUGCAGCGCAGAUAUGAAGGUGACAGUGCUCAAGUUCCUCGUACGCGUCAUGUCGGAGUCCACAGAUCCAGCAAGUCUUUCUCUGGCGUGCAACGCAUGUGUAACUCUUUGCGACAGCCCCGAGGGGGUGUCCGCUGUUCUGGAGGUCAUGGCCAUGCCACAUAUAAUGAAACUGUUGUGUCAUUCCGACGAGAACGUCGUGUUUGAUGCUCUUUCAAUUGCUGCACGCAUUGCUUUCAUCGGCACGACGCAACAGAUCGACCUCGUUAUAGGCAUGGGGACUGUCAGCACGAUGGUUCAAGUACUCACCGAUCCCGCCGUCUCCAGCCCCAUGGCUAGGGCCAGGGCAUGCAACACCAUUGGGAACUUGGGGUGCGAGACGCCCACGCAAGUCCAGGCGAUUAUCGAUACUCAGGCAUUCCCGCUGUUGCUGGAGAUCUUUCAAGUGGACCCGGACUAUAACACCCGCAUUGAAGCAGCGUACGCUGUGUGCGCGUGCUUGUCACGGGCUAGCCCACGGCAAGUAGGGGUUAUUGUGUGCUGCACGACUCGAGCACCGUCCUUCUUGGAUCGCGGCAGGGGCGCCACGAGGGUGUUUUUUGCCCAAGAGCCUGAUGAGCCAUGCGUUUUAUCUUUGACUGGGUCGAAUCCCUGCUUACACUUGAUCGCCGACAUGCUGGAACUGGUUUCUCAAAGUGACCCUUCAAACAGCGGCAGUCUCAAGCUCUGUAAGGCCAUUCUAAGGGGGUUGGAAAACAUUCUGGAGGUCGGUGUCCAAGAGGGGAAGUCUCUGGAUCUACCGGAGAACCCGUACGCCCGCCUAUUCCAAGCUGUUCAGGGAGACGUCAAACUAGCGAGGAUGCGGUACUUUCCCGACUACAACGUCGCUACGAAGGCGCAUAGUAUAUUGCAAUACUUCACAACGCUCUCAUCGCGAGCCAUUAAAGCUUGA